This is a messenger RNA of Closterium sp. Naga37s-1, 3123 nucleotides long. Lineage: Eukaryota; Viridiplantae; Streptophyta; Zygnematophyceae; Desmidiales; Closteriaceae. The record is from the annotation of a GenBank genome assembly.
AUGCUCAGAUCCAUUCAGCCUCCCCCUCCCACUGCUCCCACUGGUCCCACUGGCGCUCGAGUGAUGGCGGUGCAACGGAAGGGCAGAGAGGGAAGAAUGGGCGUGGAUGAGAUGGUAGCGCUGCUGCAGCAGCAAUGGCAGAACUGGCUGGCUCGCAGCAGCAGCAGCAGCAACGUCCGUCGCAGACACACGACGAGGAGAAGCAGAAUCAGCAAGAGCUGGGACGAGGAGGGUAUGGUUAUCGGAAAUACUCACUGGGACGAGGAGAGCACAGGCAGCGGCAGCAGUCACCGUGCAGGUCCUUUCCAGGCGGUGCAGAAGCCGCAAGGGAGGGGGGUGACGGCGUAUCAUGUGAGCGAGGUGCUGAAGGCUCUGUGGGACGCUGACGCGGGUCUGGCGUUGUUCCGGUGGGCCAAGGAUGUGCAGGGAGUGAAGCCGGACGCGCAUGUGUACUCGAGCCUCUUUGGGCUGCUGGGGCGAUUGAAGAACGCUGAGGGACUGGAGGGGUUGGAGGAGGAGAUGAGGGAGGAUGGGUGCGGGGAGAACGUGAUCACGCUGCAGGCGUUGGCUGCUGCGUACUCGCGUGCGGGGAGGUAUGAGGAGGCGCUAGUGACGCUGGCUGAGAUACAGCAGAAGGAUGAUUCGCUCAGCCCGUUUUCUUUUGGCGUGCGUGUGGAUGUGCUAUACCGCAUGGGGCGCUACCGGGACGUGAUAAAGACCUUUCACAUGAUGCGGGAAGCCGGCUAUGCCCCGGACGCCUUCGUCUACAGCACCGUGCUCACCUGCUACGGGCGCCUGGGGAACAUCAUUGGCGCAGAGCUGGCUUUCAGAGAGAUGCUCUCUCAGGGGAUGCCGCUCAGUGUGUUCUGCGCCAAUAGCCUCAUGGAUGGGUAUGGCCGCGCGGGGUGGGUCGAUGAUGCCAUGGCUGUGUUUGACCGCAUGUGCCUCGCUGCUGUUGCUGCCAGGGGUAGCGAAGGGAGAGAAGGUGAUCAGGAGGGGGUGCCUGGUGCUGCUGGUGCUGGUGCUGGUGCUGGUGCUGGUGCUGGUGCUGGUGCUGGUGCUGGUGCUGUAGCUGCUGUUGCUCCUGAUGCAUCUGGGAGGGCUUUUUUGAAGGCCACAAAUGGCUUGAAAGUUUCUGCUUCUUUUCCUGGAGCGGCAACAGCAGCAGCAGGAGCAAGAGCUACUUGCACCAACGCUGCUGCUGCCGAAGUGGUGAUAGCUGCACCAGCGCACCAUCUCACCGCCACCUCCACCACCACCACCACCACCACCACCACCUCCCGUCCUUCCCCUUCCUCCAUCUGGCCGGGCCCCGACAUAAGCACGUACAGCCUGGCCAUCCACCUCCUCAGCACAGCAGGCAGGUUAUCCGAAGCAGAAGCGACGUUUGAAGCGAUGAUGGUGGCGGGCAUAGAACCAGACAUAGUAGCAUGGUCCACCAUGGUGCAGAUGUGGGCCAAGGAGGCGAAUCCCGAGAGGGCGGCGAUGUGGUUCAGGCGCAUGGCGCUGGCGGGGUGCCGGCCGGAAACCCCGGCGUACAACUCACUCAUUUGGGCGUUUGUGAGCCGCCGCAUGUUUGACGAAGCUGGGGAGGUGCUGAGUGCACUCAAACACGGGUGGGACCUGUUGGGGCCAGGGGAGGGGCAGGACGAGAAUCAAAUCGGUAUUGGUUCAGCUUAUAAGAGGCCCGACAGAACUGGUGGGCAAGUGGAAAGAAGUGGGAGUGAAGGGGCUGCAAAGGUGGCGGAUAAAAGAUGCGAUUCCUCGUCUGGCCUUGCCCCCAACCUCAUGACAUACACCAUGCUGCUGAGCGCCUGCACCGUGUCCAACGACCGCAGCGAGGUGAUGCAGCUCAUGCGCCUCAUGCUGGCCACAGAGCAUCCCGCCCACUCCAUCUUCCAGCUUCUCACAGAGGAUUCGUUUGAGUUGACUCCCAAGACGGUCGAUUCCUUUGAACUGUCUCCCGAGACGGUGGAUUCAUCUGAGUUGACUUCCAAGGUGGCGGUUAAGGAGGCUGGGAAUGGCGUGGAGGGUGACAGGACGUGGGAAGAAAAGGAAAAGGGAACUGCUGAAACGAGAGGGGGUGAGGGGGCAAGGGAGGAGGGUGGUGAUAAGGAAGUGGGGAGGGACGGGGUUGGAGGGGUAACGGUGAGAGGACUGCUGGAGAGGUGUGAGGAGUGGUGGAAUGGGGUGGUGGGUGGGGAUGUUGGGAGUGGUUUGGAGGGUGAAGGUUUGAGGCUAGCAAGGAAAGUGGAACGCGGUGACACGAGGAGAUGGGGAGGGGGAGAAAGUGAGGAGGGUGGUGAUAGAGCGGUAGUUAGGUGUGCAAUUGCAGGGGUGCUGGAGAGGGGAUUGGUGGAUUUGGAGGUUAGGGAAGUGUGGAGGGAGUGUGAGGAGGAGCGGUGGAGGGAGAUAGAGAGGAGGAUGAGGGAAGAUUCCUUCAGCAAGGCGGAUAUGGAGUGCCAGCGUGCCUUUGCUGACUCAUCCAUCUCCUUCUUGCAUAAAUUUGGGCGGCACGAUAGGGCAGCCCGCAUGUGGGACCUGUGUUACACACAGCUGCAGCUGUACCCAAACAGUGUUCGGCUGCCUGCGAUUUACGGGCGGCAUGGAAGGUGUUCGGUGGAUCUGCAUGGCAUGUCGGCAGGGACAGCGGUGACAGUUACCCGAUGGGCGUUGGAGAAGAUGCGGCAGGCUGUGGUGGCCUCCACUGCUUCAGGUAAUUCUUCAGGUGCUUUUGAUUCGUCGCUGGGAGCAUCGAAGUCGACAGUCGCAGGAGAAACUGAUUUCAUGGUGGGGGAUUCAGAAGAGAAAUCAGAGGAUGAUGAAGAGGAAGUCACAUCAAGUAGUGUGGAGGCAGCAGGAGCAUCCACGGGCGAAUUACAGCUGCAGUGGCGGCGGCCGGGGAAGGUGGAGGUGGUGACGGGGUGGGGCAAGCGCAGCCGGGUGCAGGGGGCGUCGCUGGUGAAGGCAGCGGUGGAGUCACUGCUGCUGAGGGACCUCACAGCGCCCUUCUCCCUCCACCGCUUCCACCCCGGCUCCUACGAGGUCCCCGGUGCUGACCUCGAGCAAUGGCUCCUCACGCCAGGUGUCGAGCAGUUAUUGGCUCCCCGAGACCACGACUGA